This is a messenger RNA of Camellia sinensis, 2070 nucleotides long. Its product is annotated as inositol transporter 4-like. Gene Ontology annotation, molecular function: myo-inositol:proton symporter activity. NCBI's taxonomy places the organism in Eukaryota, Viridiplantae, Streptophyta, Magnoliopsida, Ericales, Theaceae. Gene Ontology annotation, biological process: myo-inositol transport; transmembrane transport. Gene Ontology annotation, cellular component: membrane. The record is from RefSeq and is a predicted model, not a curated record.
UGCCAAAAAAACAAAAAAUAAACUCAUUAAAUAUGUGUAGAUAUGUCAUAAUAAGAAGAGUAAAGGGUUUGAGUAAAUCUGAAAAGCAGAGAGGAAGAAGCAGAGGAGGAGGAGAAAGAGGGAAGCUUCUCAAGAAGUUCAGUGAUAAAUUUAUCUCAACGACCCGAAUCAGAUGGAAGGGGGUGGCAAACCGGAUAAAACAGAAUUCACAGAAUGCUGGCGGACAAGUUGGAAAACACCAUACAUAAUGCGACUUGCUCUAUCAGCCGGCAUUGGAGGGCUCCUAUUUGGUUAUGACACCGGUGUUAUUUCUGGUGCCCUGCUGUACAUCCGGGACGACUUCAAAUCUGUCGAUAGGAAGACAUGGCUACAGGAAACCAUUGUGAGCAUGGCAGUUGCAGGAGCUAUAAUUGGUGCAGCCUUUGGUGGAUGGAUGAACGACAAGUUCGGGAGGAAAAAAUCGAUUCUUAUGGCUGAUUUUCUGUUCUUUAUCGGUGCAAUAGUCAUGGCUGUUGCUCCGGCUCCCUGGGUGAUAAUUAUUGGACGAAUACUUGUAGGUCUUGGAGUUGGAAUGGCUUCCAUGACCUCACCUCUCUAUAUUUCAGAAGCUUCUCCUGCUAGAAUUAGGGGAGCACUUGUCAGCACAAAUGGUUUGCUGAUCACCGGAGGACAGUUCCUGUCGUAUCUCAUCAACCUCGCAUUCACAAAGGCACCAGGUACCUGGCGAUGGAUGGUAGGGGUUGCUGGUGUUCCUGCUCUUGUUCAGUUUAUACUGAUGCUGUUACUUCCUGAGUCUCCUAGAUGGCUCUAUAGGCAGAAUAAGGUACACGAGGCCCAGGCCAUCUUAGAGAAGAUCUACCCUGCUAACGAAGUUGAAGAAGAAAUGAAAGCCCUACAAUCAUCGGUUGAAGCUGAAAAGGUGGAGGAAGCUGCCAUCGGGGAUGGCAUGUUUUCAAAAAUAAAGAGUGCUUGGAAAAACAAUGUGGUUAGGAGAGGCCUCUACGCAGGGAUCACAGUUCAAGUGGCUCAGCAAUUUGUGGGUAUAAACACUGUCAUGUAUUACAGUCCAACCAUAGUUCAACUGGCCGGUUACGCUUCAAAUAAGACUGCCUUAGCUCUCUCUCUCAUCACUUCCGGUCUCAAUGCUCUUGGCUCAAUUGUUAGUAUGGUUACUGUUGACAGAUAUGGGAGGAGGAGGUUGAUGAUUUUGUCGAUGAUUGGGAUUAUUGUCUGCCUCGUGGCCUUAUCGGUUGUGUUCUUCCAAGCAUCUGUUCACUCUCCACCAAUUAGUAGGUUCGAAUCCACGCGAUUUGGCGGGAACUCUACGUGUUCAAGUUAUUUGUCAGCACAGGAUGCAUCAUCUUGGAGUUGUACGAAAUGUUUGAAAGCAGCAUCAGACUGUGCAUUUUGUGCUAAUUCACCUAACAAAUAUCUUCCGGGAGCAUGCUUGGCUGCAAGCGAUGCUACGAGAGAUGCCUGCCGCACAGAAUAUCGUACAUGGUACACGAAGGGCUGUCCAACCAAAUUCGGGGCUUUAGCAGUCCUACUUCUGGGAUUGUACAUCAUAAUGUACUCACCGGGGAUGGGAACAGUACCGUGGAUUGUGAACUCAGAGAUAUACCCGUUGAGAUACAGAGGCAUCGGAGGAGGGAUAGCAGCAGUUAGUAACUGGAUUUCAAAUCUGCUCGUCAGUGAGACAUUCUUAACUUUAACUGAGGCAGUUGGCUCUGCAGGCACUCUUUUUGCCGGGUUUUCGUUUCUGGGACUAAUAGCGAUAUUUUUCCUUGUACCGGAGACGAAAGGAUUGCCAUUUGAGGAAGUUGAGAAGAUGCUGGAAAAGGGGUACAGGCCAAGCAUUUGUUCCAAGCAAAAGGAUGUCGAUCCUGCUUGAGCUAACCUUAGAAUCUGUUUUACAACUGUUUUAAUUUAGAUCAGUUGGAAUUAGAAUCUUGUCUCAGACUAAUGGUAAUUUUACCUAUUAGAUUGCCGUUUAGUCGCUAGACAAGAUUAUUUUUAUGUUUUUUUUUUUAAGAGAUUAAAAAGAACAUGAGAUGUGAUGUUUUUUCUUUA